Molecule: messenger RNA, 3041 nt
Organism: Sinocyclocheilus anshuiensis
Lineage: Eukaryota; Metazoa; Chordata; Actinopteri; Cypriniformes; Cyprinidae
Product: DENN domain-containing protein 1B-like
Exons: 22
Coding region: 143-2608 (821 amino acids)
Biological process (GO): endocytic recycling; endocytosis
Cellular component (GO): intracellular membrane-bounded organelle; cytosol
Molecular function (GO): phosphatidylinositol phosphate binding; guanyl-nucleotide exchange factor activity
Source: RefSeq, a predicted model, not a curated record
UAGUCAGUGGAAUUGGCUGUUUGAUGUGAGGAUGUGUGUGUGCAGGAGUAUGUAUGUCGAUGCAUGUUAAUAAAGAAUCUAAUGACUUUAGUCUGCUGACACCCUGAACGCCACCGAAUGGGCCCUAACAUACAAGUGCAUCAUGGGCUCCAGGAUAAAAGAAAACCCUGAAAAAACGUUCUACUGGUUCUUUCAAGCCUCAUGUCCAAUCGCCAGAGAUAAAGAUCCCGAUGUGCUGUUUCAGUUCCCUGAAGACUUUAAUGAUGAGGAGGCUCUGCAGUCCUUGCCUCGCUUCUGCUUCCCUUACGACAUAGAGAGGGUGAAGGACACUGUUGCCGUGCAGCACUUCACAUUCGUCUUGACCGAUCUGGAAGGAUGCCAGCGCUUCGGUUUCUGCAGACUCACGUCCAGCUCUCAGACCUGCUUGUGCAUCCUCAGUUAUUUGCCCUGGUUUGAGGUCUUCUACAAACUUCUGAAUAAUCUGGCUGACUACUCAACGAAAGGACGGACCAACGAGAUGAAAGAGCUGCUGUCGGUUCUCUACAAGCACCCCGUGCCUCUGGCCAAUGGCUCCAUCACAGUGCAGAUGGGAGGAAAGCUAAUGAUUGGAAGUGAGAUGCCUGGCAUCUGUGGACACGCAGGAAUCCCGUACUUUAUCGCACCAGAUCCCAAAGCUCUGCCCUCUAUUCCAGAGAGUAGGAACCUGACGGAGCUGGUGGUGGCGGUGGACGUGGGUAACCUGUUGCAGCUCUUCGCCAGCAUGUUGUUCGAGAGGCGGAUCCUCAUUUACUGCAGCAAACUCAGCACUCUCACGGCCUGCAUACACGCGUGUAACGGGAUGCUGCACCCCAUGUACUGGCAGCACAUCUUCAUUCCAGUGCUGCCGCCUCAUCUGCUGGACUACUGCUGUGCACCGAUGCCGUACCUCAUUGGAAUUCACUCCAGCCUGGCAGAGAGAGUGAGGAGUCGAGCUCUGGAGGACGUGGUCAUACUGAACGUGGACACCAACACCCUGGAGUCACCCCAUGAGGACCUGAAAAAGAUCCCGGCCGAUGUGGUGGCGGGACUGAAGGUCAGGCUGAAGAGACAGGCGGCGUCGGCCGGGUCAGGGGUCGCGCACGCUUUCCUCCGAGCACAGGCUCUGCUGUUCGGAGGAUACAGGGAUGCCUUACGGUCGUCUGAUAUAGUAUCUUCCAUUAUAAUCUCAUUUUGUUCUCAGUUUAUUGAUGGCCGGCUGAAAAUGCUGAACCAGGGCAAAGAGCCGGAUGAUGUGUUUGAGGAGGAGGUGCUUCAUUGUGGAUCUUCAUCUGGUCGCUCUAAAUUGCGUCGGCAAUGGGUGGGAAACUUAAAGAAAGGGGGUGGAGCCCUGAUCGUGACAUGGAAGUCUACAGCUAACAAAGCAACCAAAUAUCAUAGCAAAUUUGGGCUGAAAAACCUCCUGUCAUCAAAGGACCAAACGGAACCUCAUAUGCUACAGAGGGGCGGGUCUGUGUGUGGAACGCACACUUAUCGCCUCAUCCAAUCGGAUUGCCUUCAGAACCGUCUACCAAUCACACAGCACUUUGGCAGGUCUCGACCACAGCGGCCAACACACAAGAGUCCCAGCCACCAGGACAAUGAGCAACAGACAGAGGCCGACAACACCAGCUAUGAAGACAGUGUAACAGAAGGUCCUGAGCGGUGCUCUGCCACCAGCGACUUACAGGAAGACGAUGAUCUUUCUCUAUUGGCCGACCCGGAGGAGAUGGACCUGCUUGGAGAGAUCUUCGACACGCUGAGUGCCCAGAGCUCCAGAGAGCCGGGUUUACUGUACAGCACACGUAGCCUCGACCUCUUCAGCUCCGACAGCAGUGAAUUCAUCUCGCAUAGGAGUCUGACCAACCCAAGUCAGGAGAGUCUAAGCCCCUCUUUUGGAAACAGCGGCAGUCUCAUGAGCUGGGAGGAGGAGCUAGAGGAGGGGCCUGGUGGUGAGGGGGAGGAGCCUGCUGUCCUGACUGACAGGCCAGAAAAUGAGCUUAACGAAUUAGAGAAAGACUUGACCAAGCUAGGGGUAAAUCUGUGUUCAGAUCUACAAGUUCUAGAAGAUGCUUCGCUGGAUCCCGAAGUGGGUUCUCAAGAGGUGCAAGAGGACAGCUGGUCGAAAAAUGAUGGACAAAUGAACGGAACAAUGGAGGAAAGCUUGGAAACCGAGACAGUACUUGAAGAGUGUACAGAGAUGCAACCUGACAAAGAAGAAGAAUGUCAGAAAGAGCAUAAGACGACAAAUGACUUGGGCUCAAAGGGACCUACAAAUGGAGGAAUCACCUCUGCUGUUUCUCUCAAUGUAAAGAUAGACACAAGAGAAGAGCCAGAUAAGAUGAGCAUUGAACCUCCAUCACCGAACGUCUUGUCUAGCAUAGCUCUGUUCCAGUCCAAGUCCUUGACUGACUCUUCUGGUUCCCGAGGCUGGGAUAAAUCUCUAAAAUCUCCCAUCAGCACCCACAAAAUCAAUGUGACGGGCCUGCAGACUGAAGAACAAUGUACGAAAUCGCCCAUUUCAUCAACUUCAGAAGAACAAACCCAGGCCCCCAUUAAGGUCUCAGAACUGAAGAAGAGAUUUGAACAUUAGACCAUCAUAAAUCAAACAUAUUGAAGCAAAACGAUACUCAAGAACUGAAAAUGAAACUUUUUAGAUUGUCAUUUACAAGUCUACAUGAAACAACCCUUGCACCCCAUUUUGAUUCUUGUGAAGCAACAUUGCUGAGUCAAAGGAGAUAAAAUUAUCCAUUGGGUUUUUAUUGGAUUGUGGAAGGUUGGCGUUCCAAACUGAACUUUGUGUUUGUGGAAGGAUAUUUUUCUCAUGUAUAUGUUGGUUAAAACUCAACACUGACAUCAGUCAAUAAAGUCGAUUCAAAGGCAGUGCAAGUUAUUACAAUUUGGAUUUUUUUUUUUUUUUUGGAAUAAUGUACCCUGAACGUGCAUUAAAGUAAAUCAAGUCAUUUUUAACUUUCACUGUAACUAAAUACAGCAUGUUAUCAAAAUGAACUGAUUAAAGCACCAAU